Molecule: messenger RNA, 3334 nt
Organism: Xenopus laevis (African clawed frog)
Lineage: Eukaryota; Metazoa; Chordata; Amphibia; Anura; Pipidae
Gene: peli1.S
Product: pellino E3 ubiquitin protein ligase 1 S homeolog
Exons: 7
Coding region: 398-1654 (418 amino acids)
Source: RefSeq, a predicted model, not a curated record
CGUCACGGCAAAGCCAUUCUUUCGCCACCCCGCGCCUCACACAAGCGUUGUUGCUGCUGCAGUCGCUGCUUCUAGUAGGGAGACUACGGGAACGGAGCAGUUAUUGUUCACUAAAGAAAGAGGCGGAGGAGUAGAAGGAAGUGGAUAUUCCCAGCUUGUGAGGAGGAGACAGGCGGGCAGCCACCCAUCGUUUCUCCUCUUAUCAAGUAACACGGUCGCUGCCUGUAGGAAGACAAGGGGCUGCUCAGUGAGUCCCCUCAGUGCCGGGCUGGGGUUCCAAGGAGGCGGAAGGAUACGGCAACAUCGGCUACGGGGUCCAGUCACUUUAUAAAAUAAUGAGAAGUGUUCUGCAUCUCUUGAGAAGGUGCUGAUUGGUGUAUAAAGAACAGACAAGCUCAUGUUUUCCCCUGAUCAAGAGAAUCACCCUGCGAAAGCACCAGUGAAGUAUGGGGAACUCAUUGUAUUGGGAUACAAUGGAGCUCUGCCAAAUGGAGACAGAGGAAGGAGAAAAAGCAGGUUUGCAUUACUUAAAAGACUAAAAGCCAAUGGGGUGAAGCCAAGUACUGUUCAUAUUGCCUGCACGCCACAGGCUGCAAAGGCAAUAAGUAACAAGGACCAGCACAGCAUUUCCUACACUUUGUCCCGGGCACAGACUGUGGUGGUGGAGUACACUCAUGAUAGCAACACCGAUAUGUUCCAGAUUGGUCGCUCAACAGAGAGCCCUAUUGAUUUUGUGGUAACCGAUACAGUUUCGGGAACUCAGACCAACUCUGAGUCACAGUCUGUUCAAAGCACCAUCUCCAGAUUUGCCUGCAGGAUCAUUUGUGAAAGGAACCCUCCAUUUACUGCAAAGAUAUAUGCUGCGGGAUUCGACUCCUCCAAAAAUAUUUUUCUAGGGGAGAAAGCAGCCAAGUGGAAGACAUUAGAUGGACAGAUGGAUGGGUUAACGACAAAUGGAGUUCUUGUUAUGCAUCCACGCAACGGAUUCACAGAAGAUUCCAAGCCUGGGGUGUGGAGAGAGAUCUCUGUGUGUGGGAAUGUGUUCAGCUUGCGAGAAACCCGGUCGGCCCAACAGAGAGGGAAAAUGGUUGAAAACGAAAGCAAUGAACUUCAAGAUGGUUCCCUCAUAGACCUUUGUGGAGCGACGUUGCUGUGGCGCACUGCUGAGGGGCUCGCCCGCACCCCAACUGUGAAACAUUUAGAAGCCCUGAGACAAGAAAUCAAUGCAGCAAGGCCUCAAUGUCCUGUCGGAUUUAACACACUGGCGUUUCCCAGCAUGAAAAGAAAGGAUGUGGUGGACGACAAACAACCUUGGGUUUAUCUGAAUUGCGGUCACGUGCAUGGCUACCACAACUGGGGGAAUAAAGAGGAAAGAGACGGGAAAGACCGGGAGUGUCCCAUGUGUCGUUCUGUGGGUCCGUAUGUCCCGCUGUGGCUGGGAUGUGAAGCUGCAUUUUAUGUGGAUGCCGGCCCUCCUACUCAUGCUUUUAGCCCAUGUGGACAUGUGUGCUCCGAAAAAACAACUUCCUAUUGGUCCCAGAUCCCGCUACCCCACGGCACACACACCUUCCAUGCAGCGUGUCCAUUUUGUGCGCACCAGUUAGCGGGGGAGCAAGGCUACAUCAGACUUAUUUUCCAAGGACCUCUCGAUUAGAGAUCAAUUUGGGACUAUAUGUAACCGAUAAGCUAAAGAUUGGUUUGCUUCCCAGACCACUUUUCCAAGUGAAGUUUGUAUCCCAAUAAGUGAAUGACUGCUUCAUAGGCUAAAUCCCAGGAAAAGCAGAUUGCGUUCAGGAAAAGAUGGGGUUGAAAUUUUUUCGGGGGGACUGGAGCAAAACUUGAAAAUGGGAUUAUGCAGAUCUGAUUUCAAUGCCUUCAUAAUAUUUCUGAAUCAAAACUGGGGAGUAAAACUAUCAGCUCAAACUACAUUAGUUUACACACAUUGUAUAAUAUAGCAUAUAAAUAUAUAUAAAUAUCACAUUUUUAUAUUUGACCUUCUUACAGGACAUGUCUGAUGGUUUGAUAGAGCAGUGGAAUCCCAUGAUUGUGUGUAGAAGCUGAGAUGCCACAUAAAAUACUAUAUGUGUAUUUUUUUUUUUUUUCUAAUUUAGGGUAAUCAACAAGAAAAUGAAUGAAAUUGAGGCACCUGAAGAAUUUCAGUGCAUUGAGUUACUCUAAAUGUUUAUUUACUGUUCAUUCAAAGGAGUUUUUUUUCUCAAACCAUCAAUUUUCAAAGGCCUUUAGGUAUGUUGCAACAUUUCAGGGUUUUAUUUAUCUGGCGGUCUUUCAGACCUUUCAUUGUAUACUUUUCCUGAAAUUGUUUCCCCUCCACCUCUUGUGUGUGUCUAGUGUUAAAACAUGACACAUGUAACAGGUGAGGUUUAAAGCUUUUGUACGGCAUGGACUUCCAGAGCGGCAUUACUGGUUUUUUUGUUUCUUUUUAUACAGUGGGAUAAAAUAACUUAAUAUACAUAUUCCAUGGGCAACUGUCUCUUAGCAUGUAUCUAAGUGGUAGCAUAGCAUUUGCGUUAACACAAAUUUGCCCUUGGUUGACAGGUGAGUAACCUUUAAAUGAGAGCAGUUUGUGUGUUUUUGUUUUUUUUAAAAAUCUAGUUUUCUACCAGCAGAAUUGUAUUGUGGUUUUGCCACACUCUCAGGAAACCUUCAGAUGUGUUCAAUUGCUCUUUUAGGGCAGAGACACACGGUCAGAUUUGGGGAGAUAGUUGUCAGGCGACACAUCUCCUCUUCUUCGGAAACUUUGCCAGGAAACUUCGGGCGACUUUGGAAAACGAAUCGCGCGAUUUACAUUCUAGCCGGUGGGAAGGCAGUUUGGGGAGAUUAGUCACCCGAAAAAGAGGAGAUUUGUAGACUAAUCUCCCCUAAUCUGACCGUGUGUCUCUGCCCUUACAUAGGGAGCAAAAUGUAAAGAUUUGUAUAGAUUAAGGCUGCUGGGAGUUGUAGUACAACAGCUAGGAGGCCACACUUUUCCCACCAGUGGUCAGUAUGUUUGUGUUUAGUAUUUGAAUAAUUAGCAGAAAGUUACUUUUGAUAGGAAAGUGGUUUUAAGACUUUUUUCACCCCCUCAAAAGCUGCUGCUGACAUGUAAAUACCCCAUUUGUUAAAUACAAUUCUUAUUUAGAGUCCACAUGUUUGAAUGUAGUUUAUUUGAUUUACAGCAUUAUUUAUUCAGACCCCCCCUCAAGAAUUGUGUUUGUGAGAGGGUGGGGAGUUUGGUUCAUACCUUGUUUCAUGGCCGGGGCUGGGCGCAACAGAAGCCUGUUCAAGAGGCUUGUCUGCUAUGCAUUUACUUACUGCAUAAAAGAUUGUGAUUGUA